UUUAUUAAUAAGUUUUUUUCCCCUUAACUUUUAGAGCCCUUAGUAUGAUUAAAUCAAAUUUGGUUGGGGUAAGAUUCAUUUAAUAAGAAAACCUACAUUUUCGAGUGUAGGACUGAAAAAAAAUGAAUUUUUAAAAUUGGAAAAAAAAAUUUAAGAAUAAAUUUAUUUUUUAUUUUGGGGGGAGCCUCUUCCCUCUUUUUAUCACUAUAUAUACAAAGUCGAAUCAGCAGAAAAUUGGAACUAAACAAGAAUUGAAGAGAAAAUUAAAAAAUGGAACUUGUCAUCCUUCUCUUCUCCAUCUCACUAAUUUUCUUCAUAAUUCUCAAUAUUACUAAAUCCACCACGAAGCUACCACCUGGUCCUACUGGCUUUCCAAUAAUCGGCUCACUCCUCCAGCUCGGCUCAAAACCCAACCAAUCACUAGCCGAGCUAGCCAAAAUCCACGGCCCUCUCAUGACUCUAAAACUCGGCUCGAUCACCACCGUUAUAGCUUCCUCCCCUGAAACAGCCAAAGAAAUCCUCCAAAAACACGACAAAACAUUCUCGGGUCGCACAAUUCCCGACGCAGUCUCUUCCCAACCGAAUCGGGAAGCCACGUUGGCGUGGGUCCCUCCCGACAACAUUUGGCGGAACAAGAGAAGAAUAUGUAACACGCAAAUGUUCACUAACCAAAAACUCGAUUCGCUUCAAGAGCUACGCCACCAAAAGGUGGAACGCCUAGUGAACCAUAUAAGGAGCCGCUGCGAGAGUGGCUCCGCUGUUGAUAUUGGACGGGUCGUGUUUGCGACCACGUUGAAUUUAAUAUCCAACACCAUUUUUUCAAUCGAUACGGUGGAUCCAGAAUUUAAAACGGCUCAUGAGUUUAAGGAAUUGGUAGGGACAAUUAUGAAAGAUGCCGGGGUACCAAAUCUAUCUGAUUUUUUUCCGGUUUUAAAGUGGUUCGAUUUACAAGGAGUACGGAGACGUAUAAGGCCAGCGUAUUUAAGGUUGCAUGAAAUAUUUGAAGAAAACAUUGAGAAAAGAGUAAAAGGGAUGACGAUGAAGAGAGACGGAGAUUUUUUGGAUGUACUACUUGAUCACUGUAAAGAUGAAAAUGAUCGCAAAACUAUAAAGCCGAUAAUCCUUGAUUUAUUCAUUGCUGGAAGUGACACAUCGGCCAUAACAAUAGAAUGGGCAAUGGCAGAACUUCUUCGAAAACCUGAAGAACUCAACAAAGUAGGACAAGAAAUAAUGGAACAAAUAGGGCUAGAAAGGGCAGUUAAAGAAUCAGACAUGGACAAACUCCCAUACCUUCAAGCAGUUGUAAAAGAAACGAUGAGACUUCAUCCAGCAACUCCAUUACUCUUACCUCACAAAGCCCAACACGACGUACAAGUGUUGGGAUUUACCGUGCCCAAAGACAGUCAAGUUUUAGUGAAUGCUUGGGCCAUUGGAAGAGAUCCCAAGUCAUGGGAAAGGCCGCUAGAGUUUCUGCCUGGAAGAUUCAUGGAAUCUAGUGUGGAUUAUAAAGGUAGAGAUUUUGAGUUUAUACCAUUUGGCGCGGGCAGGAGAAUAUGUCCAGGUAUGCCGCUGGCUAUAAGAAUGGUGAAUUUGAUAUUGGCUUCUAUUAUACAACCAUUUAAUUGGAAGUUACCAGAUGGAAUGACACCAGAAAAAUUGGACAUGGAGGAACAGUUUGGAGUUACUUUAAAGAAGGCUAUUCCUCUUAUUGCAAUACCUAGUAUCACUACAUCAAACCAUUGAGUAAUGACAACAACUUAAUUAUCGCUAUAUAUAUAUAUAUAUUUUUUUUUUUAGUAAUAAUAAAUACUUUUUAUAUGUUUUUAAAGUCUUUAAAGAUGAUAGUUCUAAUGACACUUAACUAAUAUCGUUUAAAGACUUUAGCUAACAUUCUUUAUUAAUGUGUAAAUUUAUCAUUGCUAAAAGUUAUUUUUAUGGUAGUAUAUGAAAUAAAACAAGGUUAUACGGUA
Solanum lycopersicum (tomato) is the source of this 1970-nucleotide messenger RNA. RefSeq names its product geraniol 8-hydroxylase-like. Gene Ontology annotation, molecular function: heme binding; iron ion binding; monooxygenase activity. The record is from RefSeq and is a predicted model, not a curated record. Lineage: Eukaryota; Viridiplantae; Streptophyta; Magnoliopsida; Solanales; Solanaceae.